Molecule: messenger RNA, 634 nt
Organism: Coccinella septempunctata (seven-spotted ladybird)
Lineage: Eukaryota; Metazoa; Arthropoda; Insecta; Coleoptera; Coccinellidae
Gene: SmD3
Product: small nuclear ribonucleoprotein Sm D3
Exons: 2
Coding region: 110-514 (134 amino acids)
Biological process (GO): spliceosomal snRNP assembly; RNA processing
Cellular component (GO): pICln-Sm protein complex; spliceosomal tri-snRNP complex; SMN-Sm protein complex
Molecular function (GO): RNA binding
Source: RefSeq, a predicted model, not a curated record
UACCUAACCUCACAUUAUAAAAAGCGUUCAUUGCCGCUGUACAAACGUUUUGAGCAGAAUUCCAAAUAACACUUAUUUCUUGAAAUUUUUUCAUAACUAAUCAACCAAAAUGUCUAUUGGGGUACCACUUAAAGUUCUUCACGAAGCUGAAGGCCAUAUAGUCACCUGCGAAACAAUUACUGGAGAAGUGUACAGAGGCAAGCUUAUCGAAGCCGAGGACAACAUGAACUGCCAAAUGUCCCAAAUUUCUGUUACAUACAGGGAUGGUAGAGUUUCCCAAUUGGAAAAUGUGUAUAUCAGAGGAUCUAAGAUAAGGUUUCUCAUUCUGCCGGAUAUGUUGAAAAAUGCCCCGAUGUUUAAGAAACAAACCAAAGCGGGCACUGCUGGGAGGGGUAAGAGUGCCAUACUUCGAGCACAAGCUGCUAGAGGGAGAGGACGAGGAAUACAGCCGCCUACAAGAGGUGGGAGAGGUAGUUGGCAACCACAACAGGGUAAUAUGGGUAGAGGUAGAUAGUCAUAAGGUUUGCUUUGUAAUCAUUUCAUUAUUUUAAUUUUAUAUCUAAGAUUUCUGAGUGGAAUUUUUUUUUGUGAUGUAUUUCGACCAUAUGUUAUUGAAUAAACAAAAAGAAUUUUC